Molecule: messenger RNA, 333 nt
Organism: Echinostoma caproni
Lineage: Eukaryota; Metazoa; Platyhelminthes; Trematoda; Plagiorchiida; Echinostomatidae
Source: the annotation of a GenBank genome assembly
AUGGACAACGCCCCUUGCCAUAACCAAGCUGCAGUAUUUUCCAACGUCAAAUUGUUACGGCUGCCUCCGAACCGUUCUUCGAUGUUACAACCAAUGGAUCAGGGCGUGAUUUGGUCUUUCAAAUGUUCGUUUCGGAAACAUUUACUGGAAUUUGUUCUGUCUUUGAUCGAAGAUGAGCAAUGUUUCAUGAAAGCCGAGGUAAACAUUCUCAUGGUCAUGCAUCUGGUCAAGAAAUCUUGGGUGUCUGUGCAUCCACACGUACUGAUCAACGCUUUCAUGAAAGCAGGGUUCAAAUUCACAUUGAUUCAACCGAUGAUGCAGCCGCCGGGAUAA